GCCAGGACCCAUAUGUUUGCUGUGCUUUGUCCUGAGGUCUGCGGACUGACCCUUGGGCCUAACUUUCCAAGGACCAGUGAAAAUAUUGGGACCAAGAUCCUUGCUAAAUAAAAACCAAGAAAUGUUUACAAAAGGUGGCGUUUGCAUCUCCACUCCAUGGUGACACAGCUGGUGUGGGGCUGAUCUCAGGGUUGAAUGGCCGUGGAGGGUGGGGUUCCCAAGCUGAGUAUACCUGAACUCCAGGACACCUGGGACACACGGGGCCUGCUCCACUUUGGGCAUGUGGUGCAGGGCUCUGGGCGAGGCCCUGGGCCAACCCCUCUGGCCAGCGAACACACCUUCCCAAUCCCCUGUCCCCCUCCCCACCACACAGGGUAGCCAGUCUCCUACCAAUAUGUAGGAAGGGUCUAGAAUGUCAGGCAGGGUGAGGUCUGACCCAGAGGAGGCUGGACCUUGUUCCAUGGGCACAGUUUCCUGAAAGUGUCCUCUGUCCUGGCCAGUCUGAGGGGAUGCAGCCAGCCCUUCGUGGUGACCGUGAGGGCCCAUGGGUGAAGGGCUCUGGGGCAGAGCCGGGUGGCUGGCUGGCCGUCCAGAGCUCUCAGUCCUUGCCAAGGGGUCAGGUAGCUGUGGCAGUGGUGGCAGCCCCCUGCCAACAAUAACGGUGGGACCGCAGGACUGGGAGAGCCGGCUGGGCAGGUCCCUGGGUGCCUGUGCCAGGAGCCGGCCCCCUCUCCCUCUCAAGGUCCUGUCCUAUAGGCCCAACCUGUUCGAGUUCAGCAGGAUCCCAGGCCCCUGGAGAAGCAGAGGCUUCUGGACCCCCACCACCCUCCAGCACAUGAUGGCAGGGAACCCCCCUCCUCUGGCCAGGCCCAGGAAGCCGGGUACUGGGGAGGCCCAGGAGGAGGAGGAGGAGGUGGAGGAGGCGGGCUCUGUGAGGCCAAGGGCAGAGAUGCUGCAGCAGGCCCAGGAACUGUUUCUGCUGUGUGACAAGGACGCCAAGGGCUUCAUCACUCGGCAUGACCUGCAGGGCCUGCAGAGCGACCUGCCCCUCACGCCAGAACAGCUAGAGGCUGUGUUUGAAAGCCUGGAUCAGGCCCACAUGGGCUUCCUCACCGCUUGGGAGUUCUGCCUUGGUCUUGGGAAGUUUGUGGGGGUGGAGUCAGCCCAGGGCGCACUGCCCUCCCAGGCUCCAGAGGAAACCUUUGAGUCAGGCUGGUCAGAUGUGCAUGGCACGGGGGGCUCCCUGGAGGAGGAGGAAGAGGAGGAGGAGAGAGUCGGCCAGGCGCUGGAGCAGCUGGGGGUGGCCCCCGUCCUGGGCGAACAGCGAGCGGUGCGGACGCUCUGGACCCGGCUGCAGCGCGAGCGACCGGAGCUGCUGGGCUCCUUCGAGGAUGUUCUGAUGCGCGCGUCGGCCUGCCUGGAGGAGGCGGCCCGAGAGCGGGACAGCCUGGAGCAGGCGCUGCGACGGCGGGAGAGCGAGCACGAGAGGGAGGUGCGGUGUCUAUACGAGGAGAUGGAGCAGCAACUUCGGGAGCAGCGCCAGCGCCUGCGGACUCAGGACCUCCCCCGGGAGGAGCGCAGAGGCCUCCUGGAGCUGGAGCUGCAGAACCGCGACCAGGAGCUGGAGCGUGCGGGCCUGCGACAGCGGGAGCUGGAACAGCAGCUGCAGGCCCGGGCCAGCGAGCAGCUGGAGGCGCAGGCGCAGAACGCCCAGCUGUGGCUAGCCCACGAGGCGCUGAGAACUCAGUUGGAGGGAGCGCAGGAGCAGCUCCGCAGACUGGAGGGCGACCUGCAGGGCCGCCAGGAGCAAACCCUACGAGAGGUGGUCGCAGUCUCAAGGAACAUGCAGAAAGAGAAGCUCAGCCUCCUGCGACAGCUGGAGCUCCUCAGGGAGCUGAACACAAGGCUGCGAGACCAGAGGGAUGCCUGUGAGGCCAAGCGGCUGGGCAGUGGCCGAAGGAAAGCCCUGGCAGUGGCCCGCUCGCCAGGGCCCACCUGCUGCUGUUGCUGCUGCUGCAGCUGGGCUCGCCCUCCAAGACGUGGCUCUGGCCAUCUUCCCAGUGCCCGCUGACCAUCCCUGAGUGACUCACUGGGCAUUACUUGGAGAAGCUGCCCCUUGAAGGUGGUGCAUCGUGGCUAGGGGCUGCUCAUCCAGGAUGUGGGCUCUAUUCCGUGGACUGCCUGGCCUGCCUGCAUGUAGACAUGAAGGAACUGAGGAGUGGCCCGUUUCAUGUUCCUCCCUGCUGGUCCCCAUCCUGUCCCCAUUCCAUCAAACCGAUCUCUGACCAGCAGAAAAACUCCUUCCUCCUAAUAAAGCCCAUUGACUGCA
Messenger RNA from Nyctereutes procyonoides (raccoon dog), 2329 nucleotides. RefSeq names its product calcium release activated channel regulator 2B (gene CRACR2B). The transcript has 10 exons. Gene Ontology annotation, molecular function: calcium ion binding. The record is from RefSeq and is a predicted model, not a curated record. NCBI's taxonomy places the organism in Eukaryota, Metazoa, Chordata, Mammalia, Carnivora, Canidae. The coding region runs from base 545 to 2071 and encodes 508 amino acids.